Messenger RNA from Volvox carteri f. nagariensis, 458 nucleotides. RefSeq lists its product as uncharacterized. The annotation marks the transcript as partial. Gene Ontology annotation, molecular function: single-stranded DNA binding; metalloendopeptidase activity; polyubiquitin modification-dependent protein binding. The transcript has 5 exons. Gene Ontology annotation, cellular component: nucleus. NCBI's taxonomy places the organism in Eukaryota, Viridiplantae, Chlorophyta, Chlorophyceae, Chlamydomonadales, Volvocaceae. Gene Ontology annotation, biological process: DNA damage response. The record is from RefSeq and is a predicted model, not a curated record.
AUGUACUAUAACGACCUAUAUUUCAACGGUGUGCUAUCUGGUAACACUACUGUUGAGUGGAGCAGCAGCCGGAUGACGCUGUGCGGUGGUACCUGCAAAUACCACCCACUCAGCGGCUGUCAGAUUAAGCUCAGCGAGCCACUGCUCAAGCUACGACCUGUACGCGACCUCAAGAUGGUGUUGCUUCACGAGAUGAUUCAUGCUCACAACAUGACGCUGCGCAUCCGAGACCCCGACCCUGGCGGCCACGGUCCGCCCUUCGUCGACCUCAUGAACAAAAUCAACAAGAGCACCAUACCGGACCCGCAGCGGCCUCCUGGCGGCUACCGUAUCACCACCACGCACUCGAUGCAUGGCGAGGUGGACAACUACCGGACGCACUGGUGGGAGUGCGAGCGCUGCAAGAAGGUGAUCAAGAGGUCCAUGAACCGGCCGCCGCAGGAGGCGGACUGUAUCGG